AUGACGCUCCGACGAGACAACAGGAACAUUGACAUCAAAAAUCGAAACAAGACAAACGAAAGCAAAAGAGAAAACGACGAGGAAGAUGAAGAACUUUGCCAAGGCUUCUCUCAUGGCCUGAGGCCGGAGAAAAGCUCGACUCAAACACUAGGCGAGAGGCGGGUCACCGAAGGAGGAAGCCGGAGAAGCUGCGCCGAACCGGAGGCGAUGUGA
Molecule: messenger RNA, 213 nt
Organism: Arabis nemorensis
Lineage: Eukaryota; Viridiplantae; Streptophyta; Magnoliopsida; Brassicales; Brassicaceae
Source: the annotation of a GenBank genome assembly